ACUGAGUUCAGAGGAAUAUAAAUUACAGCAGUUUGUGCCCAGGGUGUUGGAUCGACCUGAGGUGAGGCUGGCUUGUUGCAGACGGAUCACAGCUGGAGACAGGAUGAACCCCUUCAUUCCAAUUGUGCUUGUGAUCUGCAUUUACCUGUCAGGAUCUGACAGUGCAGGCCUGGAGGGGAAAUCAUUGAUAUUUCCAGAGCAAACAGCCAACAGCUAUGUCAGAGUUUUCCCAUCGUCUUUCUCCAGUUUGACUGCCUUUACCGUCUGCCUCAGGGCCGCCUCUGAAGCGUCCCGCGAUUACAGUUUGUUCUCCUAUGCAACGUCCAGACAUGACAACGAACUACUGAUUUGGCAAACGGCUGAUGGACACAUCUCCCUGUAUUUAGGUGGUAUUGUCGCAAAGUUUUCCCUCCCAAAAAUGGAUGCCUUGCUGAGACACAUUUGUAUAGCCUGGGAAUCUAAAGAGGGUUCAGUAACAGUCUGGGUAAAUGGACAACGCAGCCUACAGAAGGUUGGUGGGAAGGGUCAGUUUGUGGAAGGUUCUGGUCAGUUUAUCCUUGGUCAGGAACAGGACAGCGUUGGGGGAGGUUUUGACAAAGGUCAGUCCUUCGUAGGGGAGAUAACUGAUGUUCACAUGUGGGAUCAUGUGCUGGAAACUAGUGAGACUGAGUUGAUAAGUGAGGGUUGUUUCGGUACCGGAGGGAACAUUAUCAACUGGGGAACAACAUACUAUAGAUCAGCAGGGAACGUGAGAAUUGAAGACAAUAACGAUUGCAAAGUUUAAAAUGAUUUGGUUACAAAAAGGAUUAAAAUGUGCACAGGGAACACAGUCUCCCCAAACUACUUUCACUGACUAUGACCUUUCAUUGUGACCUUUCCUCUCUAAAUCAGAUCAACUGUAGAAGUAGUGAAGUAGAUUCGAGAAUAAAGGGCUGUUUACCUCUGGAUAAGGGACAACUCACUGAGUCCUCCCAGUUUAUCAUCACCCUCACUGACGGGGGAAUGGCUUCAGACUCAGGACACAAGAGUCUCAGCCAUUCUCUGUCACAUUGGGAGAUGGACAGGGAUCAGGGAACUCUGAUGGAUGUCUACAGGGAUCAGCAGGGUGUAAACCCCAGGGUACUGCCCCUCACACUGAGCCUGACUGAACCCCAGAAAUAACACCAACUGCUCAGGACAGACAAGUCCUCCCUCCUUAACCAGACACCUCUCCUCAUCCAUCCUGCUGGAACCCUUCCUCAAAUCUCACCAGGAACAGUUCAGCAUCCCAAUUAAAAGGUGCACCAGCACAAAGCAGUGUCAGGGACAUUUGGUGCCAUCUCUCUGACACACACAUGCAGACAGUAAAGUGUCAGGGGUGCGGGUGUGAUGGUGAUGGGCAGACACGGACUGUGGGAAAGUCCCUGUGGUGGAAGCUGAUCCUGCUCUUGACUUAGAUUGUGCUGAUUGCAACUAUUACUGCCUCUCUCUGUAUUACCCUCUUGAUGUCACAUUGUUUGUUAACCUCCCUUUGGAAAGCUCACAAUAUGUACUGUACCUCGAGUGACUGAGAUUGAACAGUAACACUGCAGUUUCAUCAGCUUAGUAAAUUAGCACCAAAA
Pristis pectinata (smalltooth sawfish) is the source of this 1601-nucleotide messenger RNA. Its product is annotated as mucosal pentraxin-like. The record is from RefSeq and is a predicted model, not a curated record. The coding region runs from base 104 to 784 and encodes 226 amino acids. NCBI's taxonomy places the organism in Eukaryota, Metazoa, Chordata, Chondrichthyes, Rhinopristiformes, Pristidae. The transcript is spliced from 3 exons.